Messenger RNA from Anoplopoma fimbria (sablefish), 3862 nucleotides. It is a transcript of the gene dbpa, whose product is annotated as D site albumin promoter binding protein a. Gene Ontology annotation, biological process: regulation of transcription by RNA polymerase II. The record is from RefSeq and is a predicted model, not a curated record. Lineage: Eukaryota; Metazoa; Chordata; Actinopteri; Perciformes; Anoplopomatidae. Gene Ontology annotation, molecular function: RNA polymerase II cis-regulatory region sequence-specific DNA binding; DNA-binding transcription factor activity, RNA polymerase II-specific. Gene Ontology annotation, cellular component: nucleus. The transcript is spliced from 5 exons. The coding region runs from base 772 to 1902 and encodes 376 amino acids.
GAGAGGGAGGAGGAUAAGAGCCACCAGUCUCAUCUAUCUGGCUCUCACACUACUGGAUAUUAUUGUUUUUUUGGGGGUUUCUCUUCAUUCUCUUUAUAUUUUUCAUUUCACAAGUUUAUUUUUUAUUCUUUGGAGACUUUUAUUCCCGCAGCGCCUCUCUGGUCUAAUCCUGUGUGUCUGCUCUGCAUGGGACUCCACUGCCGCUUCUCUGCUUCUGCUUCUAUUCCAUUGCUUUUCCACCUCGGGAUUAAGCUCAAUCAAUCAAAUCAAUCAAUCAAUCAAUCAAUCAAUCGAUUAAUCAGGCAGAACAGAGGGUGAGUUCAUGAGUUUCUUUUUUUUAUCUCCAACAAACUCAAAUAGAAAAGAGGGUGGGAGGACUUCUGCCUGUGUCCGCUGCAGAGCUCCAGGACCAGCCUCCCUGUGCGUGUUUAUUACUGAAAUAAAUAGAAAUAAAUACAUAACACAUGACAGGUCUCAGUGUGAGAGGAUGCAUUAUGCACUACACUCCCUGAGCAUGGUGCCAUUUUGGAGAUAAGUGAAUUCUCUUUUUGUUUUUCUUUACAUUUGUCUUCUUUCCUUCAUGGGACGCGCGCAGUGGACAAUCAAGUGGAGAUCUUGAGCGCGCACCUUUUUUGACGACGCGCCUGUCAAUUAAGUGUCGCUAAUUGGAUUAUUUUGAUCUUGAACUCACGGUCUGCAGGUUUCCCCCCCCUCACCCCCUCCUCCUCCUCCUCCUCCUCCUCCUCCUCCUCCUCCUCCUCCCUUGGAGUUAUGUCAAGGCCUCCUCUCACUCAGCUCCUGCCCCCGGACCUCCCCUCAGGGGCCACCAGCCCGGCUGGCAGCGGCCCCCAAGGCGGACACCUGACCUCCAUGACCAACCUGAAGACGCUGCUGCAGCUGCCAAUCAAGGCCGACCAGAGAGCCGCCAAGGACUGCUGCGAGAUGAAAGACAAAGACAAGCCCUCGGAAUCUGACGAAGACUCGCAGGGUAACAGCGGCGGGGCCGGAGGGGCCCCCGUGACCGGAGCGUUGAGGCCCAGUUCCCAGUCGGCGUUCCUGGGCCCGCUGCUGUGGGAGAGGACCCUGCCGUGUGACGGAGGCCUGUUCCAGCUGCAGUACAUGGACCUGGAGGAGUUCCUGACGGAGAAUGGGAUGGGGAUGCACGGCAACGGGCCCAGCUCCACCAGCGCCCAGAUCCCCUCCCAGAGCUCCCAGUCGGCGGUGCCAAACCAGAGCUCCCAGUGCCCUCCAUCUUCUCCUCCGCCCUGCUCCUCCUCUUCCUCCUCCAUGUCCUCUUCAUCCUCCUCUUCCUCGCUGCUGGGACUGGAGACCGUCCAGCCACAACCGCCGCCACCACUGCCACCUCCACAGCAGCAACAGCAGCAGCAGCAGCAGCAGCAAGGCAUGAUGGGAGGAAACGAGUGUCAUCAUGGUGGUCGGGCGGUGCCUCAGGACCAGUCACCCACCUCCACCUGCCCUCCGGGACCCCCCGGGCCUCCGGCGGCCGCCAACGGCAGCAGCGACAUCACGGUGAACUUUGACCCCGACCCGGCGGACCUGGCGCUGUCCAGCGUGCCGGGCCAGGAGGCGUUCGACCCGCGGCGGCACCGCUUCUCCGACGAGGAGCUGAAGCCUCAGCCGAUGAUCAAGAAGGCCCGAAAGAUGCUGGUCCCCAACGAGCAGAAGGAUGACAGGUACUGGAGCCGGCGCGUGAAGAACAACGAGGCGGCGAAGCGCUCGCGGGACGCCCGGCGGCUGAAGGAGAACCAGAUCUCCGUGCGUGCCGCCUUCCUGGAGCGGGAGAACGCCGCCCUCCGCCAGGAAGUGGCCGACAUGAGGAAAGAGCUGGGCCGCUGCAGGAACAUCAUCAACAAGUACGAGAGUCGGCACGGAGACUUGUGAGGGCGGAGGAGGAGGAGGAGGAGGAGGAGGAAGAAGAAGACGACGAAGGAGGAAGGGGCGGGAGGAGGAGGAGGAAAUGAGAAAAAAUAAAGGGUACAAGUCAAACCCAACAACAGCAGCACUUUAGUUGAAGUGGCGAGAGGAGGAGGCCGGCGUAGAUCUGCAGUAGGCGCUGUGUGACACCGAGGCGCAAACACCAAAAAAAAGUGCGUGCACGCUGUGCUUCAGGAUGUCACGACAGGAAAAGCACAGCGACGCCAUCUUUGUUUUUUGUUUUCCAGUGUGACUCUCUUUGUACAUGCUGCUUCGCUGUAUCCACUCGAUGUACUGUUUCACCGUCGUGUCACCUUCGGCAGCUUCUCCGUCACCCUUCGGUGCUGUGUGCUUACGCCCGGUGUCGCGCGGCGUUUUUCCGCAGGUAGUGCGUCCCCCGGCCGACCCCGCUCCGGGGCCAGUUUCAAACAGGGUGUUGAAUUCACAUUAUGCCAGUGAAAUCUCACUUUUUAAAGCUCAAGGGCACGGAUUCAAGCCAGGAGAGGUCAGAUGUGUAAUUUUUUUCUAUAAAUAGGACAACAAAAAAUAACAUGUAUAUUUUUGAAGUGGGAAGGAAGGCAAGACUAGUCCAGCAAAGAGGAGGAGGAGGAGGAGGAGGAGGUGCAGGGUUUUCGUCCAUAACGCAAAGAGAUUUUGACAAAGGAUUAUUGUAUAUUUUUCUAUUAGCAGAGAUAGUCAGGAGGAGGAUUUUGGAGAUAAUCUUUUGUAUAUUUUAUAUAUGGGGCGGGGAGGGGCUGUUAGCUGGACAGUCACGGGGCCACACGAGAUGCUUUUCCUCCCAGCUGUUUUAUCGCAAAACAACAGAUAAUCUAUUUUCGAUUUCACUGAGCUGGUUAGUCGCGUGGGCCGGAGGCGUAACAGAGAAUGUAUCACGGUUGAAUCAGGUAUUUCACACGAUGCGAGAAGAGGCGGGGCAUCUUAGUAACGAUUGUUUUUCGGGGCUAGAGGAGAGAGAGGGGCGUUAGCAGGAAGGCGGUGAAACAAAAAUUGUAUAGUUUUAAGAAAAUUUUUGUUGUUCGUCUUUGUUUCCCUUUGUGGGCUCGUUCAAAGCACUUGAUUUGUUAUCUUCUAUUUGAUUCCGUGUCUCCGAUUUUUGGAAAUAAUCGCAGGGUUUUUAUUUUGAAGGUGAGGGAGAAAAAAGAGAGAGGAAAGCGGGAAGCAAUUAGCCAACAGAACAGCUGGAUGUGAGCAGAUGUUUGAAAAGAAAUAAGGUGGAGAAUUUCGCUGGCAGGUUUGCAUUUAUAGUGAAGGUGUCUCGCUCACACACACACACACACACACACACACACACACACACACACACACACACACACGCCGCAAACUCACAUUGACGGACAAUGUGUUAGCAAUAACACAACGUGGCUGCAGUAUUUCUCUCUCUGUUUACUCCUCGAUUUUGUCCAGGAAGUGCAAAAAUGAAAUGCUAACGGGUUUAGGGUUGAUUUGCCCAAAUUGAACAGUGACUGAAACCUUCAGCAUGCAGACACACAACAAACACACGCACACACAGUCCUGACCCAGGUUUUAACCCUUAUUGUUGUUGUUGAUUAUGGAUGUUGUUAUGGACUUCUAUGGUGCUGAUCGGAUCUGAUCCUUCACCUGACGCACACACACACACGCACACACACGCACAUAAAUCCCAAAUGCAAACACUUCCGGUAUCUCAAACACAGUACUGAACUGCCUAUACCCUUUCUUUGUCUUUUAUUAGUUUAUUUUUUCUUUCUUUUGUUGCAUAUUGUAUCGAUAAAUCGUAUAUAGAUUUACACACAAACACUUGUCUAUACCUCUCCUUCAAACUUUUCCCAAUGAGAAACGAAAAAUGCACCCUACUGCUACUGUACCAUACAACUGUACUAUUGAAUAAUAAACUAUUCUCUCACUAGAUAUAUAUAUAUGUGUAUAU